CUCGCCGUGCGCCCGGAGCUGCCCGCCCUGCUCCGGGGGGCCCCGCCGCGCCCCCUCCCCGCCCGCGGGGCUGCUUAUGCGAUUGCUGGCCGGGGCCGCGAGCGCGCUGCGGGCCACUCAAAAGAAAAGGAAAAAGAAGAAAAAAAGGGGGGUGGGGGGGAGCGCGGCGCAGCCACCCCCAGCGGCAAGAGGGGGGCGGGGGGGACAUGUCCGACGUGCGCAUUUCUAAUGGGAGCCCGACCCUGGAGCGGAUGGAGGGGCGGCAGGCGGAGCACCCCAAGCCGUCCGCCUGCAGGAACCUCUUCGGGCCGGUGGAUCACGAGGAGCUGAGCAGGGACUUGCAGAAGCACCAGCAGGAGCUGGAGGAGGCCUGCCAGAAGAAAUGGAACUUCGACUUCCAGCGCCACCGGCCCCUGCGAGUGCACAUCUGGCAGGAAAUGUAUUUUAAUACCAGGUUUUCCCCCCCUUUUUUGCCCCCUCCCCUAGAUUCCUCUCCUCAAAAUAAAAGAGCCAACACAACAGAAGAAGAGGUCUCAGAAGACUCCCACAGUGCCAGCACAGUGGAGCAAACGCCCAAGAAAUCCAGCCCAAGACGACAUCAAACGUAAACUGUGUAGAGUUCAUCUGCAUUUCCUCCUUCAUCGGGAUGCUCCAGUGGUGGAUGAAGCCAGGGAGAUGUAAAGGUCUAUUACAAAUUAAUAAAAAAAAAUACAUAUCGUUAAUUCUCCAUGGGAUGGAGAUCUUGUACAAGCACUGAAGAAAAAACAAAACAAAACACACAAAAUGACAAAAAAAAACAAAACAAUAACACUAAAAUGUUAGGCACUCUUAAAAGAUCUGCCUCUAAAAGCAUUGGAUGUAGCAUUGUGCAAUUAGGUAUUUCCUUAUUUGCUUCUUUGUACUACCUGUGUAUAUAGUUUUUACCUUAUGUAGCACAUAAACGGUUUUGGGGGGGGAGGGAGGGGAGGGAGUGGAAAAAGGUGAGUGACUGAAACUUGCUUUCACAAACUAGCAAGCAGAGAACUGUAUGAAGAGAAGCAGUGUAGGCUUUUUAUCACUUAAAGAUGUAUUGUUCCUUUAAAUGGGGUUCUACAAUGUUCAACCCCCCCCCCUUUAUUUUAAUGCACCAUAAUGGUAACACUGGUUUCAGCAGGCCAUUAUAGCUUGCUUGUGAAGUUUUUACUUAUUACAUUAAGCUGAAAAAAGAGGUGGGAGCUCUGAUGUUUCCGUUAUGUAGCAACAAAAUGUUUAUUAUUUUAUUAAUAUUAUUCUUCCUGGAACUCCUUAAAUCCCUUAAACCAGUAGAACUACUAUAAAAUUCUUUAAAUUUGUCCCAUCUGUAGCAUUGCUUGAAUGCUGCCAAAUGAAUCAGUAGAGUUCAUACUUCAAAACCAGAAUACUGUGUUUUUCUUUUUUUUCCUGAUCUUACCCAACUUCCUAAUAUUCAUGGUUGAAAAGGGAUACUACAUCUUUAAACAGUAUUUCUACAUUGCCUGUGUACCUGUAUGUAAAAAUAAAAAAAAAGUUUGAAGUGUACCUGUGUACAUAACUCUGUAAAGACACUGAGAAAUUAUACUAACUUAUUUAUGUUAAAAGAUUUUUUUUAAUCUAGAAGAGGAUAUUUUUCCCCAUAAAGCCAAAGUGGCAUGUUUUUGUGCAUUUGUAAAUGCUCUAUUUGGUAGAAUUUUUAGUUUUGGUUUAUUUUUUCCUUUUUCUGUUAAUUAAUAUGGCUGUGCUUAAAUGAUUGCAGACUGAGCCAACUUUAAUAUUUUUUGUAAUGCAUAAAAAAUAAAGUUGCAUAUGGAUACUGUUUCACAUCAAGCAAUCAAUAAAGAAAAGUGCCAUAUAUAAGA
Molecule: messenger RNA, 1853 nt
Organism: Gavialis gangeticus (Gharial)
Lineage: Eukaryota; Metazoa; Chordata; Crocodylia; Gavialidae
Gene: CDKN1B
Product: cyclin dependent kinase inhibitor 1B
Exons: 3
Coding region: 207-608 (133 amino acids)
Biological process (GO): regulation of cell cycle; G1/S transition of mitotic cell cycle; negative regulation of cell population proliferation
Cellular component (GO): nucleus; cytoplasm
Molecular function (GO): cyclin-dependent protein serine/threonine kinase inhibitor activity; protein-folding chaperone binding
Source: RefSeq, a predicted model, not a curated record